UGGCGGGCGGGCGGAGCCGGGCCCGCGGGGCUGCUGCGGGGCGAUCGGACCGGGCUGCGGGCGGCGCCAUGGGCUCUGGUCUCCUGCCUGAGUUCCAGCCUCUCUGAGCCAGCUGCCCCCAAGAGCUUCGUGCGGCGCCAGCCUCCCCAAGCGCUGACCAUGUCUAUUAUGGACCACAGCCCCACCACGGGCGUGGUCACGGUCAUUGUCAUCCUCAUCGCCAUCGCUGCCCUGGGGGCCUUGAUCCUGGGCUGCUGGUGCUACCUGCGGCUGCAGCGCAUCAGCCAGUCGGAGGACGAGGAGAGCAUCGUGGGGGAUGGGGAGACCAAGGAGCCGUUCCUGCUGGUGCAGUACUCGGCCAAGGGACCGUGCGUGGAGAGGAAGGCCAAGCUGACCCCCAACGGUCCAGAAGUCCACGGCUGAGCUGAGAUGCGGAGGCUCCUGGGCCCGUCUGCAGCCAGCCGAGAGGCGCAGGAGGGGCGGAACCACAGACAUGCUGCCAUUUGAGAGGAAGGGUUGACACUGCUGGCAUGGCCUCGCCAGGCUUCGUCAUCGCAUGCACUGACUCCCGGGGCCCCAGCUGUCCUGAGCCGGGCCUCGGUGGCCCUGGGCUCCCCUCGGCCUCCUGGUGGGGCUGCCCAUUGCAGGCAGUGGGCAGGCCCGACCUUGCUGGGGCUGACGGCCCCGUAGCGCUUUUGUUACUUGAAUGUUUAGCUGAGCCUGUUUUUGAUGGAGCUACUACUGUAACGCGUGAACUCACAAACCUGUGAACUGUCAAUAGGCCCCAGAAGCACGUACUUAAGCCUUUUUUGCUGAUUUUUAAAAAUAUUGUAUAGAGCACAUGGGACUGACUGUACUAAUGAUGGCUAUGGGGGAGGGUCUUAGACAUGUAAGGCCCAAGGGGCACUUGGUGGGGGUCUCUAAUGUAUAUAACUUGCGUACGGAGAGGACGAGAGGACGUGACGCGUCAGUGUUGGGUCUCAUGGCUGACCCGUGGGGGGCGUUGGUGAUUUCUGCUUGGUUAGCAAUGGAUGAGAGAAGAACCACGCCCCCCUCUUUCUCUAGCUAGAUUCAGUCGUUAAAUUCCAGUUCCUGUUCAUAGUGGAGUUAUUGCAAGGAAGCUACUGCAGCCGCCUGGGGGCCGGUGAAGGACGAGUCAGGACACGAGUCCCGAUGGCUGCCAGGCGUCCUAGUGGCAGAGCAGUUUCUUGCCCCUUUGGUCUUGAGCAUGCUGAGCACUCCCCUGUCGCCGUCCCCACCCGCUGCCCCCACCUGGCAUUACUUAGCGCAGGCUUCGCUAGAAACACCAGAGUCCAUGGAGGCGACCUUUAUCUGAAACCCAAUUGGCCCAAGAAAGAGAAAAUUGUGUUUUUUAUUUGUUGUUGUAUUUAAUAUUUUCUGCACUGGAGGGCAGGGGCAGGGGACUUGAGGGUUUUUACCCCCUUCCCUUUUCACAAAUUAGCUUCCUUUCUUCUCAGAUUACCACCCACCUGCUGGGUGCUGGAUUCACUUUCCUCGGUGGUCACCUAGAGGGAGCCCCCUGACCCCGCUCUAAGGGCACCGAGUGUGGUGGAAGGUCAUUUCUUGUGUGCACGUGCACACAGCAGCCCCCAGGUGGCUCCCCAACAGCCCGUGCUUAGUGGGCACUGGGGUGGCGAUGAGUGAGAGUGAGUUUCAAGUUCAGGACUUGGUUUUCGCCAAGAUGAGGAGUUGGUGGCUCUCCGUGGGGCCAGCGCCCCUAUAGCCUGCAUCUCCAAAGUGACCUUUGUGCAUACUUCAGUGAACUCGCUUCGAUUUUUAAUCCCACCACUGUAAGCACAUUCUAAAUGGUCAUGAUUAAAACGUGACUUAUGUUGGCAUCUUUGGUGAUAAAUGGGAAGCCAGCCCUGGCUCAACCUCGGAGCGCUGGCCCUUGAGCACUUCAGCUGCGUGCCAGCAGCAUGGGCAGGGAGCUCCCAGGUGGCUACCAGCACCCCCCAAAGUUCUGGCCUCCUGGUCAGGCUGAAGGCCACUCCUCUGGCCUCAUCCAAGUGUCCUCUAAAAGCAUGUUGAACUAAUCUGCUUUCUAGAACCCCAAGGAGGGAGCUUAGGGAACACUUAUUUUAGCAGCAUACACCUAAAUUGGGGAUCGAACAUUAAGUGCCAGCUUGGGGAGCGGGAGGGGGAGCUGGUUAGGCAAUCUGAGCUGCAGGCAGGACUGAGGGACCAUGGAUGGGCUACUGAGGAGCCCUUAGAAGGCAGCUGGGCUUCAGGACAGGAGAGGAAACGUCUCUGGCCCCUAAUGGGAUGGCCAAGCCUGAGAGUUAGGCUGCAAACCAGCAGAGGCCCUGCAGGCUGGAGUGGGCAGGACAGGGUAUGGGCGAGGAGGGGCGACGAAGUCCCAAAGGUGCCAACUGGAAGAUCAAGGAGAGGGUUUGCUCUCUAAUGAAGGAUGCUCAAGAAAUACGUGGAAGGUGGAGGGGUUUUGAUCCAUUCCCCUUGCAUUUCAGAACUUCCAAGCUUUCUACCUCUACUUUCCACAGCCAGCACCACUCACCUAGCUGUGUCCACCCAGUAACCAAGGAGCACCUGGGACACGCAUCUUCAGUCUCUGAGCCUGAGCCCGGAAAUGACAUCGCUUGACUAUCAGACUUGCCCUGAGGGUUUUAACUGUGCCAGUGAAGUUUUGGUUUUGAAAUGAUGAAAUGUCACUUUCUCCUUUCUCUCUGGAGGUUUCUUAUCCCAGCUCCGGUUGUGGGGGACGACAUCUUUACAGCUUGCGUCAGGCCAGGCCCGGGUGAGGGUCACAGGCACGGAGGGGCACUCAUGGGGUCUCUGGGAGGAGAGUGAAGGUGCCUGUAGAACUGGUGAAGAGCCACAUAAUAGGUCUCACUGCUCUUGUUUAUCAGUAGCUACUUUUUUAGCAUAGACACCAGAGCCACACACUCAAAUGGCUUAGUUAUGACCUCUCAUUGAAUUCUUUCUGAAUAGCCCAACUGUUGCGUUCAAGUUUUCUGACUAGUCAGGCAAAAUUAAACUUUCAUCCUACAUGUCAUCACAGAAGCAAGGAGGGGCAUGGGGAGACACUCUGACACUGAGCCACCAAAACACGGACUGAUUUCUCAGACACAUCUUCAAGUGGACUGUGCUACUGUUUUUGUCUCAAAGCUACCAAGUUUGUGCAAUAAGUGGAAGGGAUGUCGUCCCUAUUCAAUAAAAGCUGAAUGACAUUCAAACUGAUUUUCUAGACCACUGAGAAAAUCUUUAUUUACAAUAAAUUUCAAUAAAAUUUGCAUAAAUAUAUUCCCAA
Diceros bicornis minor is the source of this 3289-nucleotide messenger RNA. RefSeq names its product stannin (gene SNN). Gene Ontology annotation, cellular component: mitochondrial outer membrane. Bases 160 to 423 code for a protein of 87 amino acids. NCBI's taxonomy places the organism in Eukaryota, Metazoa, Chordata, Mammalia, Perissodactyla, Rhinocerotidae. The record is from RefSeq and is a predicted model, not a curated record. The transcript has 2 exons.